Molecule: messenger RNA, 668 nt
Organism: Prorocentrum cordatum
Lineage: Eukaryota; Dinophyceae; Prorocentrales; Prorocentraceae
Source: the annotation of a GenBank genome assembly
AUGUCGGCUGUGGUGUGGCUGCGGGCACGUAGCUGUGGAGACCACCUGUCGCCAGAGCGGAGACGGAUCCUGAGGGUGGACCGCCGCAACGCGGACGCGUGGGAGAGCGCCCUCGUGAAGCCGCUGCCGGAGUACCUGGACGAGGACGGCCGGCCCGUCGUCCGCAGCGAGCAGGCCAGCGUCGCCGCCUCUUCGUCUUCGGCGCCCGAGGACGCGCGGAAGGGCCCCCCCGGGGACAGCGCGGACGAGCCCAGGGGCUGCCUCCUGGUCUUCGAGGAGUCGGACGUAGCCAUGAUGGCCGACCUCGCCCGGUCCUACGUCCUGGAGCACUGCUACCGCGGCUCCAGCGCCGUCUUCCUGAGGCUGCUGGAGCCCGUCAUGCACUUCCUGGCCCGCCGCAACCUGGAGACGGCGCGGGGCACCAUCGUGCCCUUCGUGACCUGGUGCUCCAUCGAGUCCGAGUGGUCGGUGACCAUGAGUGGCUACUCCUGGGAGAAGCUGCGCAUGCCGCCCGGCAAGUUCGCGAUGAUGCUGCACCUCUCCCUGGAGUCCGGCGUGUUCCGCACCGUCGGGAUGUUCGUGGCCUUCCCAGACGCCUGGGUGGAGCGCAUCUGCCAGAGGGUCGGCGACCAGGUCCAGAAGUGGGACAUCCGCGAGAUAGACUCGAG